AUGUCAACCAUUCUGAAUCUAUUCAACAGCAAACAAUUUGUUUCAUUUUAUAAUGAAAAUGAAACAUCAAAAGUUAACCUCGUAAAGCUUGCAAUUAAAGAAGACAGAGAUGAGUUUAGAGUAAAUUAUGAAACAGGUUUAGAAAAUCUAAAAAAGCUAAUCAUAGAUAUUGACAAAGAUAAAAAUUCUUCAGUUGCAAAUGAAAUCAAAUCAAUAAUUGGAAAAAAGAUUUUGGAUCAACCAGACUAUUCCGACGUUCUUCUUUCUAUUUUUAAGGCUCUAAAUCCACAUAUUCCAAAAAUGUUUACACCAAAAGAAAUCGGAUAUUUAAGUUCAAAUAAUCAGCUGAUUCAACGAUUAGCAGAUGCAACAAUUAGAGUGUGCUUCACUGAUUGCGAUGAUCAGGACAAUGUUGAGUUAUUUUUCGAUUAUUGUACUUCAUUCAAUCAUUUAAAGCUGUUGAAAAUGAUUUACACAGCAAAAACGUCAUUCGAUGAUCAAUCUAAUAGUAGAUUGACGAAUUUGAAUAAUCACAUCAAUCUGUACAGUCUCCGAAAUUCAUUCUUUGAUGACCAAAUCGGUUACUUUCCUACUUUCAAUUCAAAUAAUAUCAAAUAUUUAUUCAAGGAUUUGAAAUCCAUGGACAUAGUUCCAAAAGAUAUGGUUAAAAUAAUUUAUAACUGGCCAUACGAAGACCUUCCAAUAAAGAUAGUCAAUGAAGCUGAGUUAGAGAAUCUAAUGCUUCUAAAUUUAGAUUGGUCUCGGAGGUUAUUUUCAAAAGCUGGAAUUGAGUUUUUAGAGCAACGGCGAAUGCAUAUGGAGAAUAAUGAUAAAAUUCAUACGUCAAUUCCUGACAUAAUAGUGAAAUACAAGAACCACGAAGUUCCUCUUGAACUUAAAUUCCAAGAUCUAAAAAAGAUCUUUAAUGAAUUUAAGCUGAGAAGGAAUGACAAUAGUCAAGCAUCUAAAUUACUCAUUGAGUAUUUCAGUCAAUGCUUUUUGCAGUUAUUAACCACAAAAUCGAGAUUAUCAUUAUUAUCAGAUGGUACAUUCGUCAUUGCCUUCUUAUUGGAAGUAGAACCGCCUGUUAUAGCCGAUAUAACGGAAGAGUUAAGGCCAAUAAGAUGUUCCUUGACAAUUUUUGAUUCCAAGGAAGAUAAAUUUGACGUGUCGUUAUUUAUUUUAUUGUUUAUCAUUCAGAAUGAAGAGAAAUUGACAUUCGGAGAAGAUGAAUAUAAAAAUUACUGUGAUGCAAUCACUGUUAGUAACGAUGAAAAAAUUGCAAGAACCGUACAUCAUUAUCAAAUUUUGGAAAAAUUCUUUGCAUGUUUCCUUGAAGUACGCAACAGUCAUCGCCAACAAGAACCAGUUCGUCCAGGUCUGCUGGAUAUGUUAAGUGUGAUUACUGAAGAAAGUCUGGAUCUGACUCACAUUGCCAAGAAGGCGAAAUUCGAUGCUUUGGAUAAAAAUAUUGAAGAUAGUGAAAAUGCUGCCGAUAAGUUCGUCGGAACUAUUCUUGAUUAUAGACUUAAAGUGUUAUUCAAUUCCAUGGAUUGGUUUCCUUUUGUGAUAUUAGAUGCAACACGGUUAGCUAAUUGUCAAAUAAUUAGUGGAGGUGUCUUAUACGAAUCUUACUCAACUGUUUUACUUCACAUGGGUCUAGUCUACAAGGUUAUAGACCCUGUAAGAUUGAAGGUGGACAGGAUAGUUGAUUAUCCUAGUUUUUAUCAUCGUAUAAAAGCUAUGAUGCAACUCUUUGAAAGAAUUGAUUGA
Molecule: messenger RNA, 1773 nt
Organism: Scheffersomyces coipomensis
Lineage: Eukaryota; Fungi; Ascomycota; Pichiomycetes; Serinales; Debaryomycetaceae
Exons: 1
Coding region: 1-1773 (590 amino acids)
Source: RefSeq, a predicted model, not a curated record